Talaromyces atroroseus is the source of this 2265-nucleotide messenger RNA. RefSeq lists its product as hypothetical. Bases 1 to 2265 code for a protein of 754 amino acids. Lineage: Eukaryota; Fungi; Ascomycota; Eurotiomycetes; Eurotiales; Trichocomaceae. The record is from RefSeq and is a predicted model, not a curated record. Gene Ontology annotation, cellular component: membrane. Gene Ontology annotation, molecular function: sulfate transmembrane transporter activity. Gene Ontology annotation, biological process: transmembrane transport. The transcript has 4 exons.
AUGUCCCACAGUCAACCGUCACGGUCAGAGUCAGAUGGCUCGCCUUCCUUGCGAGAUCGCAUCGUCGAUAUCCUCAGCCCUGGCUCGUCGUCUAGGGAACCUUUACCUGCCAACGAACCUCACGGCUCCCACCAGCAUAAUGGGACUGAUGCUUCCAACGAGAGGUCUAGGUUGCUAGAAGAUUACGAACGGAGACAAUCCAUUUGUGGGCUACGAGACUGCAAUCAUGGAACUUUCUCCCCGAAACCUGAAGAGCACGAACCCAGCUCUGUUGCAGGCAGUUUCCUUUGGGGCUCUAGGACUCCUGGAUUCUUAGUCUCUGGACUGCAAACACCGGUGACGGAUGGCACCUCGGUUACCAACAGGCUCAUCACGGAGAUGGGCCUGAAGAAUCGUCGGAGAAUGUAUCUCUCUUACUAUAUUCCAUUCGUCAAUUGGAUCACUCAGUAUCGAUGGGACUUUCUCCGAGGCGACCUUGUAGCAGCAUUGACUGUAUCGUCUAUUUAUAUUCCAAUGGCACUGUCUUUGUCGGCAAACCUAGCCCAUGCACCACCGAUUAAUGGCUUAUAUUCCUUUAUCGUACAGCCACUUCUAUAUGCACUUCUCGGUAGCAGUACGCAGCUUCUUGUCGGGCCGGAAGCGGCAGGUUCGCUUCUCGUAGGAACUGUUGUCAAAGCAACGGUUGAGUCUGGACACUCCAGUGAAUCUGACUUCCUGAUGCACGCUCAAGUCGUUGGUAUUGUGACUAGUUUAUCAGGUGCAUUCAUUCUUAUUGCUGGAAUAAGCCGCCUUGGGUUUUUGGAUAACGUGCUCAGCCGACCUUUCUUACGAGGUUUUAUCACAGCUAUCGGUGUUGUCAUUUUCGUCGACCAGCUCAUCCCAGAAAUGGGAUUGAUGGAAAUGGCGCGUGGCGUAAAUCAUGCUAGUACUGUAGAGAAGCUUGUGUUUGUCAUCGAUCACGGCAAGUACGCACAUGCGCUUACGACAAUUGUCGCAUUUUCUAGCUUCGCUAUCAUCAUGAUAUUCAGAACACUCAAAAAGAUGCUUGCGAAACAUCUUCCACAACUUGUAUACUUCCCGGAUCGAUUACUAGUGGUCAUCAUGUCAGCUGUCCUUACUUGGUAUUUUGAGUGGGAGAAGCAAGGCCUUGAAGUCCUCGGUGCCGUCAAACCAGGCGAGGGCAGUGAUUCGAGCCUCUUUCAGUUUCAUUGGCCGUAUCUUCCCAGCCAAAUGCAUCAUAUCCGGUCUGCACUCAGCACUUCUUUCAUAAUUGCCCUAUUAGGGUUCUUUGAAUCCUCAGUUGCUGCUAAAGGUUUGGGUGACGGUACUAGUGACGGCAUCAAAAGUGCACCGGUGUCAGCAAACCGGGAAAUGGUAGCACUGGGUGUGGCUAAUGUUACUGGCGGGCUUUUCACAGCCCUUCCGGCUUUUGGUGGUUACGGAAGAAGUAAAUUCAACGCAUCUGCAGGAGGACGAACGCAAAUGAGCGGCAUCUUUUUGAGUCUCAUCACAUUUAUUGUGGUUGUCUUCUUCUUGGAUUAUCUUUAUUAUCUUCCAAAAGCUGUACUUUGCGCAAUGAUAUCAGUGGUCGCCUAUUCUUUGGUUGAAGAAUGCCCACAUGAUUUGCGUUUCUUCAUUCAGGUUCGAGGCUGGUCUGAGCUUGUACUAAUGAUUAUAAUUUUCCUAUCAACGAUCUUCUAUUCUAUUACGAUGGGAAUUGCCCUAGGCUGUGGUUUAUCUCUUUUACGUGUUAUUCGACAUGCCACCAAGCCACGGAUUCAGAUUCUUGGCAAGGUCUCGGGGACACCGGACCAAUUUGAAAAUGCUGAGUUGUAUCCUGAGAAAGUCGAGUUUAUCGAAGGGUGCCUGAUCGUCAAAAUACCUGAGCCUUUGACUUUCGCAAAUACCGGAGAUCUGAAAAGUCGUCUACGUCGAUUAGAACUGUAUGGAACUAGUCGUGCCCAUCCGGCGCUUCCCAGGGUAAGACCAGUUGAAAGUGACAGGAACGUCAUUUUCGAUGUUCACGGGGUUACAGGCAUCGACGCUUCUGGGACACAGGUCCUACUCGAGAUCGUCGAGGACUAUGUUAAUCGUGGAGUUCGUGUCUUUUUUUGCCGUCUUCCUUCUCUCAAUGGCUCGGUUUUUCAACUUUUCGAACGCAGCGGGAUAGUCGAGAUGUGCGGUGGGCUAACACAUUUUGUCCCAAGCGUGGACGAAGCUUUACGACUGACUGAAGUCGAGGACUUACAAGAGGCUUUCGUAUGA